GUCUUGACGAUGCUGUCGAUACUGGCCUCGCUGGCCUUGAUAUGGCUGACAUUCGCUACUGUGUGGCCGUCGCUGGAUCUGGACUGGGAGGCCGACACCACAGAAGGCGCCCCGGCAGUCACCAUAAGCACAACGACGCAGCAGCCCGAGUUCCCGUCCGGGGCGGCCGUCAUCAUCGAGACGCGCACGACGCCCAACCUGGUGCCGCUGCUGCUGCACUUCUCGGCGACGCUGGGCGCCGGCUGGCCCGUGGUGCUCUUCACACCGGCGGAGGCAUGGACGCCGCCGGCCAGCGCGGCGCUGCACCGGGCGCUGGCCGAGGGCCGGAUCCGGAUCCGGCACCUGCCGGCCAACCUGACGGGGUUCGCGACGCACAACUCGGUCUCGCUCUUCCUGUCGGGCGAGUGGCUGUGGGCGCAGCUGACCGACGCGCCGCGGGUGCUGCUGUUCCAGACGGACAGCGUCAUCUGCGCAAACGCAAACGGCACCGUCGACGACUUUGCGCGCUGGGACCUCGUGGGCGCGCCCAUCGCGCCGCGCUGGGGCAGGGGGUACAACGGCGGCCUGAGCCUGCGGAACCCGCGCCUGAUGCGGGACAUUGCGCGCUCGCACGGCGACGAGUUCCGGAGGGCCAACUCGGCGCCCGGCGGCGGCGCCCUGCCCGCCCACGAGAGGUUCGAGGACCAGUGGUUCUACAGCAAGGCGGUCGAGAUGGGCGCCAGCCUGCCGGGUCCCGAGGUGGCGCGCGAGUUUGCGGUCGAGACGGUGUACUUUGAGAGGCCGCUCGGCUUCCACCAGCCGGCGAGAUGGCAGAAGGAUAAGAUGGAGGAGAUUCUGGCGUGGUGUCCCGAGGUGGCCAUGUUGGAGGGGCAGGCCAAGUUUGGGUGAACUUGUUUGUUUUGUCCAUUUUGUUUUUGUACCAGUUGAUGCCGUCUUCAACUCUCCUUCGUAGUCAAAGGCAGCCAAGACUUCCUAUCGGACACCUUCCGACGCACCCCCGCCCUGUCCCACGAUGUCGCCGUCCAGAUCCGCAGUUGCGCAAUCACUAGCGCGG
Gaeumannomyces tritici R3-111a-1 is the source of this 1054-nucleotide messenger RNA. RefSeq lists its product as hypothetical. The record is from RefSeq and is a predicted model, not a curated record. The transcript is spliced from 2 exons. The coding region runs from base 10 to 888 and encodes 292 amino acids. NCBI's taxonomy places the organism in Eukaryota, Fungi, Ascomycota, Sordariomycetes, Magnaporthales, Magnaporthaceae.